AUGGCAGGAGAGAUGCCUGCUGCCUUACAUCCUCUGUACAGGUCGACUUGCUGUGUCUUGUGUCCUGCGGUUAAUGAGUUGCACAAAAGUAGUGUAAGGGAACAAGCUGUUGACCGAUGUGCAGAGUUUCAGAACAAACCAGUCAUUAAGUUAAUACUCUGGAUUUUGAGCUCCAAGCGCACCAUAAUUAGGUCGGGCUGGAUUGUGAUGGUUUUAUGCAGCAGGGGUAGAAAGGAUUGUUAUCUUCUCGGCGUCUGCAGGCUGCCCGGAAUGUCCGGCGUAAUCAAACCUCAGUGCGGAACCAACCCCGUUAAGCACCGCGACACAACUAAGAUUCUGUGUAAGCUGGUACAGCCCGUGGCGGCAGAGAUGAAAUGCAAACGUGCAUGCAUGAACCAUAUUAUCGGGACUCCAGUUACCAGUCCCUAA
Molecule: messenger RNA, 429 nt
Organism: Coccidioides immitis RS
Lineage: Eukaryota; Fungi; Ascomycota; Eurotiomycetes; Onygenales; Onygenaceae
Exons: 4
Coding region: 1-429 (142 amino acids)
Source: RefSeq, a predicted model, not a curated record